This is a messenger RNA of Daphnia carinata, 990 nucleotides long. RefSeq lists its product as uncharacterized. The record is from RefSeq and is a predicted model, not a curated record. Gene Ontology annotation, molecular function: cysteine-type endopeptidase activity. Gene Ontology annotation, cellular component: lysosome. The transcript is spliced from 7 exons. The coding region runs from base 1 to 981 and encodes 326 amino acids. NCBI's taxonomy places the organism in Eukaryota, Metazoa, Arthropoda, Branchiopoda, Diplostraca, Daphniidae.
AUGAAGUUCAUUAGUGUGUUGGCUGGUUUCGCAAUGACUCUAACUGUCAUCUACUGUUCUGCUGAUUCUGACGCUUGGGAGAACUACAAGAAAAAACACGGGAAGGAUUACAACAUAGCCGCGGAUGGUGGGAAGCAGGAUGCAAUGCGUAAGGAAUUGUUUCUCGACAAAACUCGGAUAAUCGAACAACACAACAGUGAAAAAUUUACGUCAUUCAAGCAAGAAAUCAACAAAUUUUCUGAUUUGUUGCCGGCAGAAAUGGCGAAAUACCUCGGCGUCAAAGCUUCUCUUGCUCCCCCCAUUUCGAUGAUGGGCUCUAUGAGCAGCGAUCUGUACAAUCACAGGCGACCUCCUAAUGCCAGAAAAAUGCAAUUUAAUUGUAAUAAUGUACUUGCACAGUGCGGAAGUUGCUGGGCAUUCGCUGCCAUCACUCCGCUCGAAUUUGCUAAAUGUAUGAAAUUUGGACGACCGGUUCGUUUGAGUGAGCAGCAACUUGUCGAUUGCGACAAACUCAAUGGCGGAUGCGACGGCGGUUGGUACACCUUGGCUUGGAUUUCCAUUUGGAGGGCAUGGGGAUCUGCUCACGAAUCGUUUUACCCUUACAACGCCCAGAAAAACACGUGCUCAUAUUCUUGGUUCAUGGCGCGUGCCAACGUGUUCACGUAUCGCUACGUUCCGGCCAACAACAUGUUGGCUAUGCAGCAAGCUAUUCAGAAGUACGGACCUAUUGCAACAGCUUUCACAGCUGUCGAUCCAUUCAGUUCUUACGCGGAUGGCGUAUACGACGACAGCGCGUGUGAUACGCAGCCUGUUAAUCACGCAGUCGUCAUCGUCGGCUGGGACACGCUCAACGGAGUGGACUAUUGGAUUGCACGCAAUUCGUGGGGCCCCAAUUGGGGCAAAAACGGAUACAUUUACGUGCAACGCGGCGUCAACAAAUGCAACAUUGAAAGUUAUCCUGCUUAUGUUUUGGCGUUCUGAGUGUCCUUU